AUGUCAGGGCUAUUUGGCGCAGCAGCGGCGACAACAACAUCUGCCACCAACACCACAGGCGACAUUUCAAAAGACGUCGCGCUCAAUUCUCCUCCCGAGGACAGCAUUUCAGAUCUCCGUUUCUCACCAGCGAGCGACCAUCUAGCUGUAGCGUCAUGGGAUAAGAAAGUCCGCAUUUACGAGAUCAACGAUCAAGGCCAGAGUGAGGGCAAAGCUCUUUUCGAGCAUGAGGCCCCUGUCUUGAACUGCUGCUGGGCACCUGAUGGAACAAAAGUCGUGGGCGCUGGUGCCGACAAGGCGGCUCGCAUGCUUGACCUCGCCGCAAAUGCUACCACGCCUAUACAAGUCGCUGCUCAUGACGCCCCGAUCAGAUGCUGCCACAUGUUCCCAAACCCCGCUGGCGGCACACCUCUCCUCGUGACGGGUUCAUGGGACAAGCAGGUCAAAUACUGGGAUUUACGGCAGUCUACACCCAUCGCCUCAUUAGAAUGCCAGGAACGUGUUUACACUAUGGACGUCAAGGAUAAACUUUUAGUCAUUGGGACAGCAGAUCGAUACAUAAACAUUGUCGACCUCGGCAGCCCCACAAAGUUCUACAAAACCAUGCAGUCUCCUCUGAAAUGGCAAACACGAGUAGUUAGUUGCUUCGCCGACGCCACCGGGUUUGCGGUCGGAAGUAUCGAGGGCCGCUGUGCCAUCCAGUACGUCGACGACAAGGACUCGAGCUCAAAUUUCUCUUUCAAAUGCCAUCGCGAAACACCCCCAAACCAGCGUGAUAUCAACAACAUUUACUCCGUCAACGCCAUCUCCUUCCACCCCGUCCACGGCACCUUCAGCACCGCUGGUAGCGAUGGAACAUUCCACUUCUGGGAUAAGGAUGCCAAGCACCGUCUCAAGGGUUACCCUAGCGUCGGGGGAACAAUCUCGUCAACCGCUUUCAACCGCAACGGUAACAUCUUCGCCUACGCUGUCAGCUAUGACUGGAGCAAAGGAUACUCAGCAAACACCCCGCAAUUGCCCAACAAGGUCAUGCUUCACCCAGUGAACCAGGACGAGGUAAAGCCCAGGCCAGGCACCAGGAGGCGAUGA
Aspergillus calidoustus is the source of this 1089-nucleotide messenger RNA. NCBI's taxonomy places the organism in Eukaryota, Fungi, Ascomycota, Eurotiomycetes, Eurotiales, Aspergillaceae. The record is from the annotation of a GenBank genome assembly.